Papaver somniferum (opium poppy) is the source of this 1910-nucleotide messenger RNA. Its product is annotated as plant intracellular Ras-group-related LRR protein 9-like. Gene Ontology annotation, molecular function: protein binding. Lineage: Eukaryota; Viridiplantae; Streptophyta; Magnoliopsida; Ranunculales; Papaveraceae. Bases 136 to 1710 code for a protein of 524 amino acids. The record is from RefSeq and is a predicted model, not a curated record. The transcript is spliced from 3 exons.
AUUGGGCAGUUACAAUUAGGUUUUUCUGGUAAUAUCGAACUUCUUCGUUCGUCGCUCCAAAUACAUAAGAACCCUAGUUUCCCUUUCGUCUCUCUCGAUUUCAACUCUUCCUCUACAGUUUUUUUCUUGGUUUCAAUGGAUCCGAAUCCUAAAACAUACCCAAUUCUAUCGUAUACGAUGAAUCUACUUCCAUCACUUGGUAAAAAGCAUCCAAGUUAUUCAGAUUUUGAUGAUAUCGAUAUCGAACAACAAGCAGGACAGUCGAAUUCAUCAGCAUCACCAUCAAAAACAGCAGCAGCAGGAACGGGAGGAUCGAAAUUAGAAAGCUCUAUCAAUAGAGAAGUAGAAUUAAUGGAAGUUAUGCCACACUUAAAAGAUCCAGAAGUUUUAUCAGCAAUGACUUCAGCUGUAUCUGAUGUAUCACAAACAAGAUCAAUUCUCAAAGCAUUAGGUGAAAGACCAGAUCAUGAAUCAGUUGAUUCAGCUAAAUCCAAGAUUUCUGAAAUUGAAUCAAAUUUAUAUGAUCAGAUUCAAGAGAUUGAAGCAGAUUCGAGAUUACCUAAUGCGGUUGAGCUUGAGAGAGAGAUGGGAAUUGAAGCUGAGAAAGAGAAGAAGAUUUAUGAAGCUGUGAUUAAAUCAGAUGAGAUGCAUGAAUCCUAUGAAACAUUGUUGAAGAACGCUGAAGAACGAUUGCUGAAGAUUUAUCGGUUGGCUUCUUCGAGAGAUAGGAAAGGGAAGGGAGUGGCGGAGGAGGAGAGGAUGGUUGAUAAAGAAAUGAAUGAGGAAGUCGUGAGAAUUUUACAAGAAGGUUUAAGUAAAGGUAUUGAAAGAGUUGUGUUGUGUGAUCGUGAAUUGAGAUAUCUUCCUGAGGAGUUUGGAAAGAUCCGUGGAUUGGUUUCUCUUGAUCUUUCUACUAAUCAGCUCCAGGUCAUCCCUGAUUCAAUCUCAGGACUAGAAAAGCUAGAAGAGCUUAAUCUUUCAUCGAACAUUUUGGAGUCGUUGCCAGAUUCUAUUGGGUUGCUGGUGAAUCUGAAAUAUUUAAAUGUGUCCACCAAUGAACUCAAGACUUUCCCCGGCAGUAUUAUCAGAUGCAGAUCAUUAGUGGAGCUGGACGCAAGCUAUAACCAGCUGACUUAUUUGCCAACGAAAAUUGGUGAAUUGGUGAAUCUACAGAAGCUCUUGGUCGGCUUCAACAAAAUUCGUUCCCUUCCCAGUUCUAUUUGUGAAAUGAAGUCAUUGCGCCAUUUGGAUGCACACUUCAAUGAGCUACAUGGUCUUCCACACACUAUUGGGUUCUUAACUAGUCUCGAGAUUCUUAAUGUAAGUAGUAACUUCAGCGAUUUUAGGGAGCUUCCUGUCACGUUUGGAGAGUUGAUGAACCUCAAAGAAGUAGAUAUUAGUAACAACCAGAUCAGUGCUCUUCCUGAUACAUUUGGCCGCCUAGACAGUCUCACCAAACUCAACUUGGAUCAGAAUCCACUUUUCAUUCCUCCUGCGGAGAUUGUGAAGCAAGGAGUUGACGCUGUCAAAGAGUUCAUGGCAAAGAGGUGGGUUGACAUUUUACUUGAGGAGGAGCGUAAGAGUAUGGAAGCACACACCCAGGCACAAAAAGGAUGGUUGACACGCAGUACUUCGUGGUUGACAGGAUAUUUGGUCGGCGGAGAGAAAUCUCCAAAGGCGCAAGUACAUUAUCUCGACCAGGAUUUAUAGUAUUUUGAUCGUCCUCUGGACUAUCCCCAGAUGUGUCUAUGCUUGUACAGCAAAUGAUAAAUAUGGCACCCCACAUUUCAUAAGAAACCUGAUGAAGCCAAAGGGUGUUUUAUCUAAAUUGUAUAAAUAAAAUUUUGUUUCUAAAUUGUAUCUAAAUUGUGUAGGAUGCUGAAAAUACCAAAGUGGUUUAUUUCCAUUGU